This is a messenger RNA of Capsicum annuum, 642 nucleotides long. RefSeq lists its product as uncharacterized. Bases 1 to 642 code for a protein of 213 amino acids. The record is from RefSeq and is a predicted model, not a curated record. The transcript is spliced from 4 exons. NCBI's taxonomy places the organism in Eukaryota, Viridiplantae, Streptophyta, Magnoliopsida, Solanales, Solanaceae.
AUGGAACCUUUUCAAGAUGGUAAGUAUAUUGAAGAGAAUAGGAGGAGGCUAGGUAUGAAGCAUGUUGUACUAAAUGUAUCUGAAAAAAUUUGGGUAUUCAUGGAAGAGAAUAUGGAAUUUAGUAUUGUGAAAGAUGAAGAGCAGCAGUUAACUUUGAUGAUUUCCAAUCAAAAUGCAGAUACAGAAGAUUUCAGCAUGCUGGAGGAAAUACCAAAGGUGGUGACUGAAGAACAAAAUACAAAAAUAAUGAGAAUUCCUGAUGAGGAGGAGGUCAAAAAAGCUGUGAUGGGGCUAAAUAGGGAUAGAGCAGGUGGACCAAAUGGGAUGACAGGGGCAUUCUACCAAGAUGCAUGGGAGAUUAUUAAACAGGACAUUCACAAAAUAGCAGGUUUUGUUCAAGGAAGGAUUAUUGCUAAGAAUACUCUGGUAGUACAGGAAAUUGUUUCUGAAAUUAGAAAGAGAGAUGAUAUGAUCAUAUUGUGCAAAGCUGAAGUGAAAACUUUACAGUUGGUUACUGCAGUUUUGGAUAAAUAUGAGGAAAUAUCAGGACAGAAAAUAAACAAUGAGAAGAGUGCAAUUUAUUUACACAAAGGGUUAUCCAAUGGAGUAAAGGUGUUAGCAGAAGUGCUACUGGUAUUUUGA